Molecule: messenger RNA, 924 nt
Organism: Perognathus longimembris pacificus (Pacific pocket mouse)
Lineage: Eukaryota; Metazoa; Chordata; Mammalia; Rodentia; Heteromyidae
Product: olfactory receptor 5AC1-like
Exons: 1
Coding region: 1-924 (307 amino acids)
Biological process (GO): sensory perception of smell; G protein-coupled receptor signaling pathway
Cellular component (GO): membrane
Molecular function (GO): odorant binding; olfactory receptor activity; G protein-coupled receptor activity
Source: RefSeq, a predicted model, not a curated record
AUGAUGGGGGAAAACCAGACACUAGUGACUGAAUUUGUUCUCAAAGGAAUCACAGACCGUCCAGAACUGCGACUACCCCUGUUUCUGGUGUUCUUACUGAUUUAUGUCAUCACCAUGGUGGGCAACCUGGGAUUGAUUUUUCUCAUCUGGAGGGACCCCCAUCUUCACACUCCAAUGUACUAUUUCCUCGGCAGUUUGGCCUUGGCAGAUGCAUGCACCUCAUCUUCAGUGACUCCCAGAAUGCUUGUCAGCAUCUUAGAUAAUGGGGAAAUGAUAUCCCUCUGUGAAUGCAUGGUCCAAUAUUACUUUUUUGGCUCCAGUGCAACUACGGAAUGUUUUCUCCUGGUAAUGAUGUCCUAUGACCGCUUUAUUGCCAUCUGCAACCCUUUGCUCUAUCUAGUGGUGAUGUCCAACAGACGCUGCACCUGGCUCAUCAGUGUGUCCUAUCUGACUGGUUUUCUGCAUCCCUUUAUUCAUGUUGGACUACUAUUUAGACUGACUUUCUGCAAGUCCAAUGUCAUAGAUCACUUCUACUGUGAAAUCUUACCACUCUACACACUUUCUUGCACGGAUCCCUCCAUCAAUGCAUUAGUGGUUUUUAUUUUUGCUGUUUGUAUACAAGCUAUUACUUUCAUGAGCAUUAUUAUCUCUUAUAUCCGCGUCCUCCUUGCAAUUAUGAGAAAGAAGUCCGAGAGGGGCAGAAGUAAAGCCUUCUCCACAUGCGGUGCCCACUUGCUCUCUGUCUCUUUGUUCUAUGGCACUCUCUUCUUCAUGUAUGUGUGCCCCGGGACUGGGACAGAUAAAUAUCAAGAUAAAAUGUACUCACUGUUCUAUACUAUUAUAAUUCCUUUGUUGAACCCGUUUAUUUACAGCCUAAGAAACAAAGAAGUUUUAGGUGCAUUGAGAAAAAUGAUAAAUAAGUAA